This is a messenger RNA of Halteromyces radiatus, 1801 nucleotides long. Its product is annotated as major facilitator superfamily domain-containing protein. NCBI's taxonomy places the organism in Eukaryota, Fungi, Mucoromycota, Mucoromycetes, Mucorales, Cunninghamellaceae. The record is from RefSeq and is a predicted model, not a curated record. Gene Ontology annotation, cellular component: membrane. The transcript is spliced from 5 exons. Gene Ontology annotation, molecular function: transmembrane transporter activity. The coding region runs from base 91 to 1731 and encodes 546 amino acids.
CUUUCUUCUUUUCUUUCCAAUUUCUUUAUUCAUUUUUUUUGGUUUUAUCUUUAGUUCUAUUUUCUUCUUCUUGAUAUCUUUAUUGUCUUUAUGGGAACAACCUAUGUUCUCCCCAAGUUACUCUAUGUUAGCUUGUACAUGCUUUAUGGAUCGGCCAUCGGGUACAUUGCCAUCUUUUACGAUGAAGAAUUGAAUAUGACGUCUCAAGAAAUAGGAUUAUUAUUGGCCACACCGUACUUUGUUCAGAUCAUCUCAUCCCCGCUUUGGACAAUGAUAGCUGACAAACAUCCUCAUUUUCAAGGUCGAUUGAUGUCCCUUCUUACUUUUCUUGGUGGCUCCAGUGUAUUGGCUCUUUUAUUUCUAGCAGAUCUUGUAAAGACUCUUGCUGGACCGAUCGUUUUUUGGCUCGCAAUGUGUCUUGCUUUGGCCUUCUCCUUCUUUGGGUCUCCAUUAGUGGCAUUGGUGGAUAGUUCUGUAUUGAAGAUAUUAGGGGAUCAAAAGGUUUUAUAUGGCAAUCAACGAUUAUGGGGAUCUAUAUCCAAUGGUGUAUGCUUGUUUGCAGUGGGCAUUAUGGUUAGCAGUGUUGGUAUUCGAUCAUCUUUCUAUCUCUUUGCAGCUGGUAUGGCAUUAUUGAUCUUAUUCUGUUCAAUGACCAAAUUCGAUGAUUAUGAUGCCCUUUUGGAGGAACAACAGACAUUACUCAGUAAAUCCGAAGCACGAGGGAAUUAUGCAUACAGUCCAUUACAAGAACAACGUACUUCAAGUGACAUAUUGGAUGAUGAUCGACAAUCAAGGCGAUCUUCCAUUGUUACGACCCAUACAACUUCUGCACCACCUUUCUUCCAACAACAACCAGUAGAUCAGUCUAGUAUUUGGCGUCGAGAUAGCAUUGCAAGUCAUGCAAAUACAUUGUUAUUGGAUGAAGACGAUAAUAGAAGAUAUCAUCAACUUUUACAAACCAUUACAACAACAACUACAUAUGCCGCCAUGGGUGCACAACAAGAAGCAAGUCAAAUAAUGUCGAAUUUAGAUCAAGAUGAAUAUCCCUCGGUUGGUCUUGUGCUUUCCCACAUCCCUACUGUUGAAACCUCUUUGGCAGCAUUCGCUUUGGUGGGUCAACAAGAUAAUCUUCCCUUGGAAAAAUCUACAUUGAAAUCACUUCGUGUACAAACCUUUAUGAUGAUGGUACUUCUCUUUGGAUUAGGUUAUUCUAUGAUUAGUCAAUUCUUAUUCUUGAUUUAUCGUAAUGAUAUUGGUAUGAAUCCUUCUUUGAUGGGUUUGACUGGUCCAUUGGCUGGGGUGGCAGAAGUCAUGACUUUUUGGUUAUCAAAAAAGCUCUUUGAUAGAUUUAGUGUUACCACUCUGACUACAAUGGCUCAUCUAUUUUUCGUAAUUAGAAAUAUGAUCUUUAUGAUGUUGAAAUCAAAUGAUACUUUAUCUAUCACUUUAGCCUUGGGAUUACAAAUAGUCAAUGGUUUCUGUUAUGCAAUGAUGUGGUCAACUGCCGUGGCUGAAGUGGAUACAUUCUUUCCUGAAGAUCAACGUGGUUUAGCACAAGGGAUUCUUGGUGUACUCUUUUCUGGUCUUGGAUAUGGUUUGGGUAGCGUACUUAGUGGAUUUGUAUAUGAUCAAUAUGGAUAUCGGUAUUUACUUGGUGUCUCAGCUUCUAUCACCUUGUUUGGACUCGCUGUGUUUUAUAUUGGUAAAUGGCAACCUCGUGGUAACCCAUAAAUUAGAUAGAGUUCUUUUUUUUUUUUUUGGAAUAAAAACUUCUGAACCUCGUUAUUUUAUCAUCUUGUCA